Messenger RNA from Lepus europaeus (European hare), 2964 nucleotides. It is a transcript of the gene CLCN1, whose product is annotated as chloride voltage-gated channel 1. The transcript is spliced from 23 exons. The record is from RefSeq and is a predicted model, not a curated record. Gene Ontology annotation, biological process: transmembrane transport; chloride transport. Gene Ontology annotation, molecular function: voltage-gated chloride channel activity. Gene Ontology annotation, cellular component: membrane. Bases 1 to 2964 code for a protein of 987 amino acids. Lineage: Eukaryota; Metazoa; Chordata; Mammalia; Lagomorpha; Leporidae.
AUGGAGCAAUCCCAGGCACUGCGGCAUGGGGGUGAGCAGAACUGGUGGGGCAGUGCCCCCCAGUACCAGUAUAUGCCCUUUGAGCACUCUACCAGCUAUGGACUGCCCUCUGAGAAUGGGGGCCUCCAGCACCGACUUCGAAAGGACACAGGCCCUCGUCACAACGUUCACCCCACACAGAUUUAUGGCCAUCACAAAGAACUGCCAGACAAGGAGCAGGGCAUGGGAAUGCCCAGGAAGAUGGGCUCCCGUUCCACCCUGGACAGCAGUGAUGAGGAUCACUAUUCUAAAUGUCAAGGUUGUGUCCGCCGCCUGGGACAUGUGGUGAGAAGAAAGUUAGGGGAAGACUGGAUCUUUCUGGUGCUUCUGGGCCUACUGAUGGCUCUGGUCAGCUGGUGCAUGGACUAUGUCAGCGCCAAAAGCCUUCAGGCCUACAAGUGGACAUAUGCUCAGAUGCAGCCCAGCCUCCCUCUGCAGUUCCUGGUCUGGGUCGCCUUCCCGCUUACUCUCAUUCUCUUCAGCGCCCUCUUCUGCCACCUCAUCUCUCCCCAGGCGGUUGGCUCUGGGAUCCCUGAAAUGAAGACAAUCCUUCGCGGGGUUGUCCUGAAGGAGUAUCUCACAAUCAAGGCCUUUGUGGCCAAGGUGGUUGCCCUGACCGCUGGGCUUGGUAGUGGCAUCCCUGUGGGGAAAGAGGGCCCUUUUGUCCACAUCGCCAGCAUCUGCGCUGCUGUCCUCAGCAAGUUUAUGUCCGUGUUUUGUGGGGUCUACGAGCAGCCAUACUAUUACACUGACAUCCUGACGGUGGGCUGUGCGGUGGGAGUCGGCUGCUGUUUCGGGACGCCACUUGGAGGAGUGCUGUUCAGCAUCGAGGUCACCUCUACCUACUUUGCAGUUCGCAACUACUGGCGAGGAUUCUUUGCGGCCACAUUCAGUGCCUUUGUGUUCCGUGUGCUGGCAGUGUGGAACAAGGAUGCUGUCACCAUCACUGCCCUGUUCAGAACCAAUUUCCGAAUGGAUUUCCCCUUUGACCUGCAGGAACUCCCAGCCUUUGCUGUCAUUGGGCUUUGCUGUGGGUUCCUGGGAGCUGUAUUUGUGUAUCUGCAUCGCCAAGUCAUGCUCGGCGUCCGAAAGCACAAGGCCCUCAGCCAGUUUCUGGCUAAGCACCGCCUGCUGUAUCCUGGAAUUGUUACCUUUGUCAUCGCCUCAUUCACCUUUCCACCAGGAGUGGGUCAAUUCAUGGCUGGAGAGCUGAUGCCCCGUGAAGCUAUCAGUACCCUGUUUGACAACAACACGUGGGUAAAGCACGUGGGUGACCCCAAAAGCCUGGGACAGUCAGCUGUGUGGAUUCACCCCAAGGUCAACGUUGUCAUCAUCAUCUUUCUCUUCUUUGUCAUGAAGUUCUGGAUGUCCAUCGUGGCCACCACUAUGCCCAUACCCUGCGGAGGCUUCAUGCCCGUGUUUGUGUUAGGAGCCGCGUUUGGAAGGCUGGUAGGAGAGAUCAUGGCCAUGCUAUUCCCUGACGGUAUCUUAUUUGAUGGCAUUAUCUACAAGAUCCUACCUGGGGGCUAUGCAGUAAUUGGAGCAGCAGCAUUGACUGGUGCCGUGUCCCACACAGUCUCCACAGCUGUGAUUUGCUUUGAAUUAACGGGUCAGAUUGCUCACAUCCUACCCAUGAUGGUGGCUGUUAUCUUGGCCAACAUGGUGGCUCAGAGCCUACAGCCCUCCCUCUAUGACAGCAUCAUCCAGGUCAAGAAGCUACCCUACUUGCCUGACCUUGGUUGGAACCAGCUCAGCAAAUUUACAAUAUUUGUUGAGGACAUCAUGGUACGUGAUGUGAAGUUUGUUUCAGCUUCUUGCACAUAUGGGGAAUUGCAAGCCCUGCUCCAGACCACCACAGUCAAGACUUUGCCACUGGUCGAUUCAAAAGAUUCCAUGAUCCUGCUGGGCUCCGUGGAGCGCUCGGAGCUGCAGGCCCUCCUGCAGCGCCACCUGAGUCCCGAGCGGAGGCUGCGGGCGGCGCAGGACUUGGCGCGGAGGCUGGCCGAGCUGCCUUUCGACGGCAAGGCGCGGCCCGCAGCGCGGGGGCUCCCCGGCGGCGCGCCCCAGGGCCGGCCCGAGUCCUUCGCCUUUGUGGAUGAGGAUGAGGACGAGGACCUCUCCGGCAAGACCGAGCUGCCUCCACUUCCUCCACCUGCUGCUCCACCAUCCUCUGAAGAGCCCAACGGGCCCCUGCCCGGCCACAAACAGCAGCCAGAAGCCCCAGAGCCUGCAGGUGGAAGACCCUCCAUCUUCCAGUGCCUGCUGCGCUGCUUGCUGGGCCGAUCUCGCCCCGCGAAGAAGAAAACAACCCAGGAUCCCACCGAUUUAGUGGACAACAUGUCACCUGAAGAGAUCGCGGCCUGGGAGCAGGAGCAGCUGAGCCAGCCCGUCUGUUUUGAUUGCUGCUGCAUCGACCAGUCUCCCUUCCAGCUGGUGGAGCAGACCACUCUGCACAAAACUCACACGCUCUUCUCGCUCCUGGGCCUUCAUCUCGCCUACGUGACCAGCAUGGGGAAGCUUAGGGGCGUCCUGGCACUGGAGGAGCUGCAGAAGGCCAUCGAGGGGCACACCAAGUCCGGGGUGCAGCUCCGCCCUCCUCUUGCCAGUUUCCGGAGCACAACUUCAACUCGAAAGAGCCCUGGCGGACCACCCCCUCCUGCAGAGGGCUGGAGCCUGCCAGAAGACGGAGCCGGGCCCACAGGAGCAGGAGAUGUGGCACCUGCCCCCCCAGAUUCCCCUGUGCCGUCACCCUCCCCUGAGCCCCCUCUCUCCCCGGCCCCAGCCAAGGCAAGGGGCGAGCUGGAGGCGGCGGAGGAGCUGGAGCUGCUGGAGAGCGCAGGGCCGGACGAGGAGCUGGCUGAUAUCUUGCAGGGCCCCAGUCUGCGGUCCACGGACGAGGAGGAUGAGGAUGAGCUGAUCCUUUGA